Molecule: messenger RNA, 349 nt
Organism: Oxyura jamaicensis (ruddy duck)
Lineage: Eukaryota; Metazoa; Chordata; Aves; Anseriformes; Anatidae
Product: histone-lysine N-methyltransferase SETD1A-like
Exons: 2
Coding region: 23-349 (108 amino acids)
Cellular component (GO): Set1C/COMPASS complex
Molecular function (GO): histone H3K4 methyltransferase activity
Source: RefSeq, a predicted model, not a curated record
CCCAAAGUGUAAAUGAGGCAGAAUGGAGCCGGAGGCGGGGGGUGAGAGCCAGCGGGCCCCCAGCGUCCCCUGGCGCAGCUACAAGCUGGUGGUGGACCCCGCGCUGCGCCGCGCCCCCCAGAAGGUGUACCGCUACGAUGGCGUCCACUUCAGCGUCCCCGAUUCCGGGUACCGCCCCGAGGGCGACGUGCGGGACCCGCGGCCCCGGCGCAUCUGGGCCAAGCACCGCGACCUCUCCUUGCCCGUCCCCAAAUUUAAGGUGAGUUUGGGGGGUUUUGGGGGAUCUUGGUGGGGUUUGGGGGAUCCCAACGGGAUUUGGGGGAGCUCGAUGGGGUCUUGGGGAUCUUGA